AUGCCCGCAGCAGAGCCUACCCCAGCGAAUUUCAUGACAGCACCGGGCUUUCAGGAGUUCAUGGGUCACCCAGCCACAUCUCAAGCGGCAGGGGGAGUACAGACCCCUACUGCUCAUGCUCCUAGGCAUGCAGCCGCAGUGUAUCAGACUCCAGGCACACUACCCGGGGAUGGGGCCCAGCCAAUUACAGGAGUGGCACCUGAGCCCAGACCAGCUCCUAGCAGGCCUCCAUAUUCAGCUCCACCACCUCCUCGAGCUGCUCCAGUGCGCCCCUAUUUCAGCACCAUACCAGAGAGUUCUUAUCACCCACCAGCCAUCCAGGGUUCUUCCGGUGGGUACUCAGGUCCCCAGGGUUCUUCCAACUCCUAUUUUAGUGCUAUACCAGAGAGUUCAUACCGCCCACCGGCUAUUCAGGCUUCUUCCAAUGGGUCUACAGGCUAUCAGGGUCAGACAUCAGGGCAGAAGGUCACCGCACCGAGGGGCUAUUUCGAGUGCAGAGAUCUCGUGCAGCAGGGUCAGCAGCCUAUGUUUACAGCACCGGCUGUUUGGCUACCCAGAGGCGGAGGGCAGACUGGUAGAGGCUAUCCUAGAGGUAGAGGCCAGGAAGGGGGAGGUCAGCCAUCUACUGUUCAGUCAGGGUGUUACACAUCCUUCCAACUCUAUCCACCAAUAGUCCAAAUUCCCCAGCCACCACCCCAACCACUCUCACCAAUAGACCUGCUGAGCAGGGGCACCAACAUGGCAUUGGAUUAUCUCAGAGAGUCCAAUGUGGACCUGGAGAACAUGGUAGAAAAACUAGGGAUGCCAAAGACAAAGGUCUUCCUCAUGCAUGAACGCCUGGAGAUAGAGUUCAAAGAGCAGUCAAGCGAAUUGCUUAGUGCUCUAAGUAACACUCCUCAAAUCUAUAAAGGUUUCAAGACUCGCUAA
Messenger RNA from Nicotiana attenuata, 927 nucleotides. RefSeq names its product translation initiation factor IF-2-like. The transcript has 5 exons. Bases 1 to 927 code for a protein of 308 amino acids. NCBI's taxonomy places the organism in Eukaryota, Viridiplantae, Streptophyta, Magnoliopsida, Solanales, Solanaceae. The record is from RefSeq and is a predicted model, not a curated record.